AUGAGCGCAGCCUCCGGAACAAUCCGUUAUCACACCGUCCCCGCGUUACCUCCACAUUCCCGCCACACGACUCGACACGCCUCCACUCACACAGCACCACGAGCAUCCUUGGCACGCCUAGAUUACUCCCAGAGGUUCCCAUCCCCUCUAAGUGCCAACCACACCGCGGAAGAGGAAGAGGAGAGGGGGAUCCUACUACUGCAGCCGGAGGAGCAAGUGGCGGUGGUGGCGGCGGCGGCGACGGUGGUGGAGGGACACGUGGGACUGAGGGUGACACCACAGCGAGUGGGCGGCAAGGACGUGCACCCUCCCCUGGGACAACUGAUGCGGAACCUUACCAACCACAAGCCGGCCUUCACCGUGACGGGGCUCCAGGCUGGGCAGGAGUUCUCUUUGGUGAUACAAGCGUCCAACAGGGAGGGAAGCAGCCCGCCGACCGUUCUCAGUGCCUUCACGCUUAGAGACAACGCUCAGACCGUCAUUGGCGUGUCAUCAGGCGGGGAGGGACGUACCAAUAAGGGAGGCGGAGGAGCAGGGAGCGGCGGCACCAGUGGCAGCAGCGGAGGGAACAGCGGCGUCUCUGUCCCCAGUAGCGGCAACGGUGGCGGGGGUGUUGACGAUGGCGAGGAGGCAGGAGGCGGCGGCGUUGUGAGCGGGUGGGUGUUCGUGCCGCCCAUGAUGCUGGUGCUGGCGGCGUCCCUCUCCUCCAUCCUUCUCCUCGCCCUCAUCAUCAUCAUCGUCAUCAAGAGGAGAGGAAGAAGGUCCCAGAGGGUGGAGCGGCAGCUGGAGCAGGUUAAACUGAGCGGCGAGGCCCUGGUGCCGCCACCGUCCCCCCAGGAGGCGCCCAGGCGGACCCCAGGGUCGAGGAGAAAGCAACUGAGAGGCGAGGGGGUGAUGGACGAGGGAAGUUGUGCGGGGAGCGUGUGUGGUAGCGGCAGCAGAGAGACGGUGCUGGACGGCGGCGGGGAGGAGGGGGAGAUAGUGUGUGGCACGACGGUAGCUGCGGAGGUGGAAGUGACAGAGGGAACCACGACAACAGGAGGAGGAAUAGGUGGAGAAGGCGAGAGCGAGACUAGACUUGGAGCAGCAGCAACAGUAGGGGGAGCAGGGGGUGCAGCAGCAGCAGGAACAGCAGCAGGGGGAAUAAUGAUUGGUGGGAUGGGACUGUUCGACAAUAGUGGAUCUUGCAACGGCGGGCUCCUCCCCUCAGUCUCCACCGCUUCGCCAAUGGACAUCAUGACGGGGUCGCUGCAGGAGGGAGUUGGGAUGGAGAGUGCGCCCCUGCCAUUGUUGGGAGUGACUCGCUUAGGGAGAGGCGUCCCCAGGCAGCAACAGGUCCUCUACCAGGAGGUUCCCGUGCUGGGCGUGGGCGGCCUGGUGGGUGGAGGCCUUGACCCGGUCACCAGCACGAGUGUAGGCGCCAUGAACCUUGGAGUCGGAGGGAUGCCCAGGAUGGUGGGCGUCAACAUGGGAGGCAUGAUGGGUGCUGGCGUGGGAAAUCCGUGCAUGGGCGUAGGUCCCUUGGGAGGUGUGGGCGGCAUGGGCGCAGCAGGGGGCCUCGGUGCAGUGGGCAGGCUGGAGGCGGGCGGUGGCGGUGGCUACGUAUUAGUGAGGACUCCCGGCAUCCCCGCCUCCUCCUCCUCCCCCACUCCCCCCACGCUUCGCUUCCCCACCUACUCUCCUGCCGGGUUUGUGCGACAAAACCUGGAGGACACAAGCUUGACGCACCCCAACGAAAGCAUGAGCUCCUUGUGAGGGUGUGUGACAUCACUUGCGCCGCCGCCGCCACCACCUCACACCUCCACCUUCACCACCACACUCGCCACCAUCACCAACUCCGCCAACACCAUGACCAAAUGCCAUUCCUAUUCAACUUGAGAGCCGAGUGUACCUUUUAUACUUCAACAACUGGAAAGUGUCUUUCGAGGCGAAGUUCGUGACGUGAGACUCCCCCGAGCUGAGGGUCUCCGUGGAGGCAGUGACUGAACCUUUCUGCUCCUCCUGGACGUAAACAUUGGACCCCUGAGUGCUUCCUAUGAACUCCCGAACUAAUCGAAGUGGUGGAAGUGCUGAGUUGGGCUUGCGUCCCUUUCGGACCACACACCAAGCAAAUAAAAGUGGCUUAUCUCGAGUGGCUGAGGGCCAGUGAACGUGAGUUGGAUUUUUCAAGUGAAGUGAAAAAUUGGUUACAGAAAGCUCUUCCUUCAGUGACGGGCGAGUCUCGAGUCUUUACGUUUUCUUUUGUAUCCAUAUAGAGCAAAACAAAUCUGAUUUAAUACAAUCACACACACACACACACACACACACACACACACACACACACACACACACACACACACACACAAUUAA
Scylla paramamosain (green mud crab) is the source of this 2349-nucleotide messenger RNA. Its product is annotated as WAG22 antigen-like. NCBI's taxonomy places the organism in Eukaryota, Metazoa, Arthropoda, Malacostraca, Decapoda, Portunidae. Bases 1 to 1755 code for a protein of 584 amino acids. The transcript has 8 exons. The record is from RefSeq and is a predicted model, not a curated record.